UGGGGCAAGGAAAACGAUGAAAUUUGGUUGCCUUUCCUUCCGACAACCCUAUGCAGGAUUAGUUUUAAACAAAGUCAAAACAGUAGAGACUCGCUGGCGUCCUUUGCUAGCAGACUACAAGAACUGCACCAUGGCUAUUCAUAUAGCUGUUAAGGACUGGGAAGAUGAAACAUGGAGAGCAAUUCUUUUGCAUAGGUUUGGUAUGACACCAAAACAAGUGCAAGAUUUGUUGGAUAAAGGGGAAAAAUUUGGCAGAGGAGUUAUUGCAGGACUAAUUGACAUUGGAGAGACAUCACUAUAUCCAGAAAACUUGCCUCCUGAAAAGAUUCUGGAGCUGGAAAACAAAGCUGUCCUCAGUAAUCUAGAACAGAAAUACUUGACUGUUGUUUCAAAUCCAAGAUGGCUCCUGGAACCGAUUCCUGCCAGAGGGGGAAAAGGUGUGUGGCAGGUGGACAUCCCCGAAGAAUUGAUCCCUUCAGAAGCAUAGGUGUUGGCCCUCACUAUUAUUUUUCGUGCCUAAAUGCAAACUUGUAAUUCACAAGUCAGCAUCUUGAAUAUCAGUGAGUUGUUUAGGACUCCCUUCCAAAACUAAUUGUUUGAAAUAGCAAAUACACUUGAAGAACUACUCUUUUGAGGCAAAAUAAGAUAUAAUUUUUAUGACCAUUACUGGAAAUUAUUAAUGGUUUACUAGAUUUUUCCUAUAUAUGUGAUUUUUUUUUUAAAGACAUGGUUGAGGUAUUGUGUGCCAGUUUAAAAUGUAAAUACAACCAUAUUAUGAUGCAUGCAACCUCUGAUUAUAUGAGGAAGAGAGAGUUUGUAGGACCCUUCAGAAAAAUGGUGCUUGAAAGCAGGCUGCCAUCAUUAAUAUGACAUCCAUCUCACAGCCCACUCCUAACCUUACAUUUGUGGGAUCAUUGAGAAAGAAAGCAUCUGAGAUAAGGCCAGUCCUAGGGGCUUCUCAAACAGAGGCAGAGAUUUGCUGGACAAAGUUUCUGUGCAUGGUGUGUGUUAUGUGCUGUAAAUGUAAAACUUCCAGAAAGGACCAGAUUUUCCUCAUUCACAGGUUAUGUAUAUUAGACAUGCAUAUGAUGGGGGGAGCAGUCUGCAGUAUACAGCUCUGUGACCCAACAGCCUGUGUAGAAAGGCCUUUAUUGCAAAGAAGGUGCUUGUACAAAAUUAACAACUUUGGCGUGGAAUGGACAUGUACGUAACUAUAUGAUGCUGCCACGUACCUUCUCGGCCUCCAGCAAAUGCCACAAGAAAGCUGCAGAUCUGAUACAGCAAGUUACUUAGCAAACACCAAAAAAAAAAUCCCAAUACGAUGAGA
This is a messenger RNA of Pygoscelis adeliae (Adelie penguin), 1327 nucleotides long. It is a transcript of the gene EOLA2, whose product is annotated as chromosome unknown open reading frame, human CXorf40B. The coding region runs from base 17 to 487 and encodes 156 amino acids. The transcript has 3 exons. Lineage: Eukaryota; Metazoa; Chordata; Aves; Sphenisciformes; Spheniscidae. The record is from RefSeq and is a predicted model, not a curated record.